Messenger RNA from Guyanagaster necrorhizus, 2735 nucleotides. RefSeq names its product coatomer protein. Gene Ontology annotation, molecular function: protein binding; structural molecule activity. Gene Ontology annotation, cellular component: COPI vesicle coat. Lineage: Eukaryota; Fungi; Basidiomycota; Agaricomycetes; Agaricales; Physalacriaceae. The record is from RefSeq and is a predicted model, not a curated record. Gene Ontology annotation, biological process: intracellular protein transport; endoplasmic reticulum to Golgi vesicle-mediated transport; retrograde vesicle-mediated transport, Golgi to endoplasmic reticulum. The coding region runs from base 72 to 2567 and encodes 831 amino acids. The transcript has 11 exons.
UGCCACGUGAACUGAGACAACAGAAAUAAUAUACUUCCAUUUUGUCUCAUCUUACCUCGACCCGGGCUGCCAUGCUGUUUGAAGUAACCAAAAAACAACUCCACCGGUCGGAACGGGUCAAGGGCAUCGAUUUUCACCCUACCGAGCCUUGGCUGCUCACUGGACUCUACAAUGGCACCGUGAAUAUCUACAACCACGAAACCGGCGCCCUAAUCAAGACAUUUGAAGUCGCAGAGGUCCCAGUGCGAUGCGUCAAGUUCAUUGCGCGCAAGAACUGGUUCGUUGCCGGAUCUGACGACUUCCAGCUACGUGUCUACAACUAUAACACCCAUGAAAAGGUCGCCGCUUUCGAGGCACACCCGGAUUAUAUUCGGUGUUUGACAGUGCACCCGACGGCCAGCAUCGUCUUGACGGGCAGCGAUGACAUGACUAUCAAGGCUUGGGACUGGGAUAAGAGCUGGAAGAAUAUCCAGAUAUACGAAGGCCACACACAUUACAUUAUGAAUCUUGCCUUUAACCCCAAAGAUUCCAACACUUUUGCCUCAGCCUGUCUCGACCGUACCGUCAAGAUGUGGUCGAUAGGUUCUCCCACCGCCAACUUCACCAUGGACGCCCAUGACAAGGGUGUCAACUAUGUUGACUUCUAUCCGGGCGCGGACAGGCCCUACCUCGUCACCACCGGCGACGACAAGACAGUCAAGGUCUGGGACUACCUCAGCAAAAGCUGUGUGCAGACCAUGGAAGGCCACACGAACAACGUCUCCUUUGCUAUAUUCCACCCCAAUCUACCUAUUAUCAUCAGCGGAAGUGAGGAUGGAACGAUCAAGAUGUGGAAUAGCGGCACAUACCGUCUCGAGAAUACCCUCAGCUACGCCAUGGAGCGCGCAUGGUGUAUAGCCUUGAGGAAAGACGCGAAUGAAAUUGGUGUCGGGUUCGAUGAGGGCGCUGUUGUGAUCAAGCUUGGUCGUGACGAACCAACCUUCAGCAUGGAUCCUUCUGGGAAGCUGAUUUUUACGCGUAACCAGCAAGUUCUCUCUGGGAACGUCCAGAUGAUCCAACAUGACGACUCCUCUCCUGCGUCCGAUGGCGCACGCCUUCCCAUUUCCCUCAAAGAAAUAGGCUCGUCCGAAAUAUUUGCCACAUCGCUCAUCCACUCUCCAAAUGGCCGGUUCGUCACGGUAGUUGGAGACGGAGAGUAUAUCACCUACACUGCCCUCGCAUGGCGAAACAAAUCCUUCGGAAACGGCAUUUCAUUCGCCUGGGCUCCUGAUUCCAACACGUAUGCCGUUCUCGAAAACAAAGUGAAACUACGGGUUUACAAGAAUUUCCGAGAACGUGGCGGGGCUGGCAUGAAAGGCGUUGGUAGCUGGUCGAUGGAUGGCAUACAUGGCGGAACCCUCUUGGGCGCGCGAGGAUCUGGUUUCGUCAUGUUUUGGGAUUGGGAAUCUGGAGAGAUUGUGCGGAGAAUAGACGUUGAGGCGCAGAAUAUUUACUGGUCAGGAACGGGCUCGUUGGUGGCCAUCGUUGCUGCCGACUCGUUCUACAUCCUGCGAUUCGACCGCGACGCUUAUAAUGCCAAAAUUGAGGAAGGUGCGGAGAUCUCAGAUGAGGGCGUUGAAGAGGCCUUUGAGGUUGUGGCGGAUGUACAAGAAGGAGUUCGAACAGCAAAAUGGGUUGGCGACUGUUUCAUAUACACAACUACUUCCAAGCGACUGUGCUACUUUGUUGGCAGCGAGUCGUAUACUAUCAGUCCAUUUGACACGCCUCUAUAUCUCCUCGGUUACAUACCUGCCCACAACCGCGUCUAUCUCGCCGACAAAGAUGUCAAUAUCUACGGAUACUCUCUAUCGCUCAGUGUCGUCGAAUAUCAGACGGCUGUUCUCCGCGGCGACAUGACGGCGGCGGACGAAAUUCUACCUAUGCUCCCCAGGGAACAGCUAAACAAAGUCGCUCGGUUCUUGGAAGGCCGAGACCUCAAGGAACUCGCAUUGAAAGUAACCACCGAUCCAGAUCACAAAUUCGAUCUGUGCCUCCAGCUCGAUGACUUGGAUACAGCCGUCGAGAUCACCCGCUCAAUCCCGGAGUUGGAAGCUGAAGCCAAGUGGAAGGCAUUGGGCGACCGUGCGCUCACCGUCUGGCGCUUCGACCUCGCGCGGGAAAGCUUCGAGAAAGCUGGAGACCUGAGCGCUCUCAUGCUUCUCCUGCUCGCAACUGGUGAUCGCGACGGCCUGAAGGCCCUCUCGUCAAAAGCUUCUGAGAAGGGCUUGAACAACUUGGCUUUUGCCACGUUGUUCCAGCUUGGGGAUGCGAGCUCGUGCGUGGACCUCUUGAUGAAGACGCAGCGAGCACCGGAGGCGGCGUUGUUUGCUAGGACGUAUGCACCAAGCCAGGUGCCAAAAGCUGUUAACGCGUGGCAAGCAGAUCUCAAGACCAAGAAUCGACCCAAGAUCGCCGCGUCUGUAGCGCAUCCCGAGGAGAAUGCAGAUUUGUUCGAGGAGGGAUGGGAGGAUGCUUUGACGAAGGAGUCAGGAAAUCAUAAUGCUGUUUUGGUAGAUACGACGCCGUGAGCCCCUGGGUGUUCGAGUCGAAAGUGGCUGACGCGAGCUUUAGGCGUGGCUUUGAUCCCGUACUAGGUUAGGUCGAGGCGUGUUUGAAACGUUUAGCUGGACAAUACCGGCGGGAGGGCGCGAGACUAAUAAUACAAAGGGAAAGCUUCGCAUCGGGAUGCGCGCGCC